AACAAAUGGGUUCUGAACGUCACUUCAAUCCCGCUCUUCUUCCUCUGGACCCAAUUAACAAUCGCCUCCCUCCUCUUCGUAAUAUCCGACACGCUACGCAUCCUACCCGACCGUCUAACAUUCGACCUGGAAACAUGUAAAGGCCUCGUCCCAAUGGUCGGCUUGAACGUACUCGGUUUAAGCUUUAGCAACUACACCCUCAAAUACGUCGACGCCUCCUUCUACCAAGUCGCUCGCGGCCUCGUUCUCCCCUUCACAGUCUUCACCUCUUUCAUAGUCCUCCACUCCCGCCCAUCCCUACGCAUCCUCCUCACAUGCGGCGUCGUCACACUCGGAUUCUUCAUCGGCGUGUUCCUAGAUGGAACACCCAUCUCCCUCGUCGGUGUCUUUUUCGGUGUCGCCAGCUCGGCGAUCACGGCUACCCAUUCCGUGGUUAUCAAGCAAAGCCUUAACGUCGUUAAUGGGAGCGCGCUUGCGCUGUCGUGGUAUACUAACUUGUUGAGCGCUAUUGUGCUGCUGCCGCUUCUUGUUCUGGUUGGUGAAGGUCCGGAUGUGGAGCUUUUGGUCAAGGCUGGUGCUAUGAGUCCAUUGAGGACAUUCCUUUGGGGAUCUCUGAUCACUGGCAUCCUUGGAUUCAUGAUGAGCUUCGCCAGUCUACUUUCCAUCAAAGUGACAUCCCCAAUCACUCACAUGGUAUCCUCAGCCGUUCGCGGCGUACUUUCAUCCGUUCUUGGAAUGUGGAUAUUCCACGACGUUAUUACAGGGGGCCGUGCCUCUUCAAUAGCUACCAUUCUCUUCGGCUCCCUAAUGUACACCUGGGUAAAACAUCAAGAAUCGCAGCCCGCUUCCAACUCUUCAAGUUCGAAAGACGCAUAUGACCGACUCAAGAUGGACGUUGAAUCAAUGGCGGAGUCGAAUCCCAGAUAG
Messenger RNA from Laccaria bicolor S238N-H82, 927 nucleotides. RefSeq lists its product as uncharacterized. Gene Ontology annotation, cellular component: Golgi apparatus. The transcript has 5 exons. The record is from RefSeq and is a predicted model, not a curated record. The annotation marks the transcript as partial. NCBI's taxonomy places the organism in Eukaryota, Fungi, Basidiomycota, Agaricomycetes, Agaricales, Hydnangiaceae. Gene Ontology annotation, molecular function: antiporter activity. Gene Ontology annotation, biological process: protein O-linked glycosylation via fucose; GDP-fucose import into Golgi lumen.